UCAAUUAGCUUUCAUUCUUCCCGCUUGGCUACUGACUCUUUUAAACAUACAUGGGAAGGGAGAUAACGCAUUCAUUGACCUGCAAACAGAUUGGCCGGAGUGCAGGAGGAGGAGCAAAGGAGAGAGAGAGGGAUGAACGAAUGAAGGUAGGAAGAUACAGAGAGAGGGACGGAGCGCUGGUUGGGAUGGAAAGAGCCGGGAGAGGAGAUCUCUAAUAAUAGCACUGCAGGGAAGCAAGAGCAUGCAGUAAAAAGUGGUACAUGCAACAAAGCGAAUAAUGCCGACGCAAAGCAAUGGAAUAGUACAAUGGAGCAAGAGCGGGGAAAGUUGAAUUCUCUGCUUUCCCCCUUAUACGAUAGAAACCCUGGAAAGGGGAAAAAGACAUAGAAAAUACAGGAAGAAAGAUGCUCUCAAUGCAAAGGAAUUACAGAGCAAAGACCUUGAGAAAAACCUCUCCUUAGAAAGCUUUGACCUCUGAAGUUCUUGUGUUUUUGUGAGUACAUCUGUUUAAGUUAAAUCUGACUCUUUCAAAUGGCAUCUUUGGACACGUGUUAAGUUGCAGCUUGUGUGAGGGAAACAUGCCUUCCGCUCGGCCUUCAUCUGAGAAUGCAGAGGUCUGAGAGCCACGAAUCCGAGGUCCAGCGGAGCCCGUCAUUGGACAGCGCAGAGUCAGAAUUCACCCGGGCGGCCCGUCGGGGUCAGCGCCUGGCCGUGGGGGCCUUUUACGGCUCCCGGGGGUCAAAUGUCAAAGAUCAAACAGCACAGAGUGACAGAGCCUUGGUCGCGGUCCCGCCGGGAGGGAAGCCUCAGGAUAAGCGCGUAUCUGCCGGUGGGAAGUACGUUGUGUUUUACCUGGACUUGUCUUUUGUGUUGCUCCUAGAGUUUGAGAAACUGAAGAUGGCUCGUGGAUGCCUGUGCUGUGUCAAAUACAUGAUGUUCCUCUUCAACCUGCUGUUCUGGCUGUCGGGCUGUGGGUUGUUAGGUGUGGGCAUAUGGCUGUCCGUCUCUCAGGGCAGUUUUGCCACAUUCACCCCCUCCUUCCCCUCCUUCUCAGCUGCCAAUCUGGUCAUUACCUUGGGCUUGGUCAUCAUGGUAACAGGCUUUCUUGGUUGCCUCGGUGCCAUCAAGGAGAAUAAGUGCCUGUUGCUGAGUUUCUUCAUUGUUCUGUUGAUUAUUCUUCUGGCCGAGCUGAUUUUGCUCAUCCUUUUCUUUGUAUACAUGGACAAGGUGAGCGAGAACGCUAAGCAGGAUCUUAAAGAUGGCCUGAGGCUCUAUAACACGGACAAUAACAUCGGUCUCCGCAACGCCUGGAACAUUAUCCAAGCUGAGUGGCAGUGUUGUGGUGUAACUGGUCACACAGACUGGCAUGAUGCCCUGCAGGAGAAAACAGUUCCAGACAGAUGCUGCCAGGAACACUACAUCCAGUGCGGUCGCAAUGCCACUAACGUCUUCUGGUCACAGGGUUGCUAUGAGAAGGUUGAGGAAUGGCUGAACGACAACAAACAUUUGCUGGGAACCAUCGCGAUGUGUGUGCUGGUCUUACAGCUGCUCGGGAUGGCAUUCUCCAUGACCUUGUACCAGCAGAUCCACAGGGUGGGAAAGAAGUAUGAUGCCUAAAGGAAACCCAGUGUUGCACUACAAAAAAACUCAAAGAACACCUAAUGUAUUGUUUCAAGCCCCGCUUCAUCCCAUCACAAACUAUUACCAGUGAAAAUGAAGCUGUAUUUCUUUUUUUCUAUCAGAUUUAAUUAUGUAGAACAGACUGUAGAUAUUUUUGCUUGGCUGGUGAGAGGCUAAUUUUUUUUUUUGCCUGAGGGCUGAGAGCUGAAAGGAAUACAUUGUGAGACGCAGUUAUGGGUGCAGCUGUUAAUGUUAAGCCAAACAGUCUUGGAAAUAGUCUGAUAGCGUAUGAACUGUUAAAAAAAAUGCCCUCAUCAUGUAAAAUUGUAUUUGGAAUAUCGGCAGUGCUCAUCAGAGGAUACAUUGCUUUAUUGGACACUUGUGUAUUUACAUAGGCCCAGUUCCCUUUGCUGAUGUAAUAUAUCAAUCACAUGCUGUAUAUAUUUCACAUUCACAUAAGAGUACUGUAUAUAUGCACACAAACAAUCCUUUAUCUGAUGACUCAAGUGUUAUGAAGAGUGGGGUAAGACAUUACCACAUUAAUCUACCAGAUAUUAGAUAAUCAGAUAUUCAGACAGGCUCUAAAUGUAUUUGUUUUAUAUAUAUAUAUAUAUAUAUAUAUAUAUAUAUAUAUAUAUAUAUAUAUAUAUAUAUAUAUAUAUAAAAUUAUAAAAACAUUGUAUAUUAUUAUAAAUAUUGGCUUCAAAUAUUCUGAUUAUUUCAAAUUAUUUCACAUUCAAAAAGUGUCACAGCUUUUCCUGCUUUCAUUUUUUAGAAGUAUGAAUGUGUUUAUUUGUAAAAAAAAAAAAACUGUAUGUUUCAUGUAUGAGCGAGAGAGUCUGUACUAGUCAUCUGCUCGCUCUGGGGCUUUGUGUCCUGGUGACUCUCUACUCGUCUCUGUCUGCUCUCUUUGUUUUCUCACUCACUGAUCUUUUCAAAGUGCAUCUGUACUGCUGGGAGGCAAAUGAGCUGUCCUUCUCCGCCUACUGUCAAGGAAGAGCGGGAGAUGAGAUCAAAGGAUGCAGGAUGUAGAGGUUAGGAAAUAGAGGGGGAGAAAGCCCUAAUAACGGCCUCUCUUGAAAACAAACAGUAUCAUGCAGUGGCACCUAAAAGAGUGCAAUGAGAGUUAACUUAUAAGCCAUAACCUCUGUGAACUGUUUCUCGCUCCUGUCAUUUUCCCAAAAUACAUUCCCACUUGUAUUCAGUUUGUGAGUGCUAUAGGUAUAUUUUGAUCCACAGAUUAAAUUGUUGCAUCCUUACAUAGUUUAAAAUUAUCAGGAUAAUUUAUUACCAAAUGACAUAUCUGCAUUACUGUUUAAUCAACAUAUUAUUUUAAAUAAAAAGGGAAAAAAUGUUUUUAA
Carassius auratus (goldfish) is the source of this 2981-nucleotide messenger RNA. Its product is annotated as tetraspanin-9. NCBI's taxonomy places the organism in Eukaryota, Metazoa, Chordata, Actinopteri, Cypriniformes, Cyprinidae. Gene Ontology annotation, cellular component: plasma membrane. The record is from RefSeq and is a predicted model, not a curated record. The transcript has 7 exons. The coding region runs from base 607 to 1617 and encodes 336 amino acids.